Aphidius gifuensis is the source of this 955-nucleotide messenger RNA. RefSeq lists its product as uncharacterized. The record is from RefSeq and is a predicted model, not a curated record. NCBI's taxonomy places the organism in Eukaryota, Metazoa, Arthropoda, Insecta, Hymenoptera, Braconidae. The coding region runs from base 122 to 553 and encodes 143 amino acids. The transcript is spliced from 4 exons.
CUGUGUGUGUGUCAAUUGUCAUAAAAAAUAUACACAAGCGUCAUUUGUUAAACUACUUGACUUGUCUCUCUUCAACAAUUUGUUAUUUAUUUUUGUUAUUAUUUAUAUAUUGUUUUUAAAAAUGAACCAAUGGAUAAGUUUAAUUUUAUUAAUGGGCUUAUUUUUUACACUAAGCAACGCCCUCGAGUGUUAUGUUUGUGAUAAUCAAGAAGAUAAUAAGCACAAGUGUCUACAAAGUAUCAAAACAUGUGAACAAGAUGAAGAUGUUUGUAUGACUGAAGUUAAAUGGGGAAGUGCUCCAUACUGGACUGUUGGUGCUAAAAAACAAUAUUAUAUAUCAAAAAAAUGUGCAACUGAAUCACAUUGUCGAAGAAUACGUGAAAAAAAUAUGCCUGAUUGUACAUAUCUUUGGUAUGUCGAUUGGAAAUGUUCAGAAUGUUGUCGAGGUGAUCGUUGCAAUUAUUUUAUAUUCUCAUCAGCAAGUAAAUUCAGCAUAUCAAUGACAAGUUUAUUAACAGUGACGUUAUUUGUACAUAUUGUCAAAUUAUUUUGACUCAAAUGGACCAGGGAUUAAAUUAUUUCCCUUUGAAUUUAUCACUGAUAACAGUGGUAUUAUUAAAUAAAAAAUAUUCCAAGUCACAUUUAUCAACAAUCAACAUGACCAAACAGGUCAGCAAACUUAACAAUUGCCUUGAAAUAUUUUAAUUAUUUUUUAUUUCAAUUUUACAAACAAAUCCGUCCAAAUUAUUAGACAUUAAUUUUAAUUACUAUUAUUAGCUUUUAAUCAAAUCCGUCCACGAUUUUUAUACAAAAUAAUAUUAAAAUAUAAUAAUUUAUUUUUCAUUUUUAAUGAUUAAUAAAAGUAGAUUUAUUUUAUGUAAUUAUUAUGUAUUGAUUCAUUAAAAUAUUUAAUGAUUUAAAUACUCAAAAAAAUAUAUUUUAUUUGUAAUAUUAA